CAUGCCCAUGCCCUCCCGCACCGACCAUGGCCUCCCAAGGUGAGCUCAAGGAGCAGGUCGUCGAUCGCGUGCCCAAGCGCAUCACCGAGCUGCAGUUCGGCAUCCUCUCCAACCAGGACAUUGUCAACCAGGCCGUCAUCGAGGUCUCCGAUCGUCAUGUCUACGACGCCGUUAGCACCGGGCCCACGCGCAAUGUCACCAAGCAUGGCCCCAUGGACGGCCGCAUGGGCAUCUCCAGCAAGAACGCAAACUGCGACACGUGCGGCGAGGAUCUCAAGGCCUGCAACGGCCACUUUGGCCAUGUCAAGCUGGCCCUGCCUGCCUUCCACAUCGGCUACCUGAAGAUGAUCCUCGAGGUCCUCCACAACAUAUGCAAGGAAUGCUCCAACAUCCUGCUCGACGAAACCACCCGCCAAAAGUACACGAAAAGCUUGCGCCGCCCCGAUCUCGACAGCCUGCAGCGCACCCAGAUCUGCAAGAGAAUAUCCGCCGAGUGCAGAAAGGUCAAGAAGUGCCCGUACUGCGCCGCCACCAACGGCCCGGUCAGGAAGGUCACCGGACACCCGCUGAAGAUUGUUCACCUGAAGUACGAUGCUUUCAACAAGUCGACGGCCAAGAAGAAGGAGAUACCGCGCGGCAAGCAAGAGUUCGACAAGUCAUUCGAGACCGCAAAGCAGGGCAACGCCGAGCUGGAGAAGCACAUGCGGAAGGCUGUUGAUGACAUGAAUCCGCUGAGGGUUCUCAAUCUCUUCAAACGCAUUCGGGCCACCGACUGCCCGCUGCUGGGCAUGAACAAGGGGAGGCCGGAGAUGUUCAUCUGGCAAUAUGUGCCUGCGCCGCCCGUCAGCAUCCGUCCAUCAGUUGCCCAGGAGGCUGCUACUACCGAGGACGACAUUACCAAUAAGCUCGGCGAUAUCAUCCAGAUCAGCUCGCUCAUUCGCGCAGGACUGGAGAAGGGUCAACCAGUGCAGACAAUCAUGGAGCAAUGGGAUUUCCUGCAGCUGCAGAUCGCCAUGUACAUCAACAGUGACCUGCCGGGCCUGCAGCAGCAGGGAGUAGGAAAACACAUCCGAGGCUUCUGUCAGCGCUUGAAAGGUAAACAAGGACGUUUCCGUGGUAACCUUUCUGGUAAACGUGUGGAUUUCUCCGGCCGUACGGUCAUCGGUCCGGAUCCUAAUCUCAGCAUCGAGGAGGUCGCCGUGCCGGAGCGGGUUGCUAAGAAUAUGACUUAUCCUGAGAAGGUCUCGCGCUACAAUAUUGAGAAGCUGCGGGCUUGCAUCAGACGCGGCAAGUUCAAGCACCCGGGUGCUAAUUUCGUCGCCAAAAAGGAUGGGCGCAAAAUCACUUUGGAAAUCCUAGGGAAACUCAACAAGCUGGGCAGGGCCGCGGACGAACUUGAAAUUGGCGACAUCGUGGAGAGACAUCUCGAGGACGGGGAUAUCGUGUUAUUCAACCGACAACCUUCUCUGCACAAGCUCAGUAUUCUCAGCCACAAAGCAAAAAUCCGGCCUUGGCGGACAUUCCGUCUUAACGAGUGUGUUUGCAACCCGUACAAUGCUGACUUCGACGGCGACGAGAUGAACCUGCACGUGCCGCAGACUGAGGAGGCCAGAACGGAAGCCAUCGAGCUGAUGGGCGUCAAGCACAACUUGGCCACGCCGAAGAACGGAACUCCUAUCAUUGCAGCUAUCCAGGAUUUCAUCACUUGCGCUUUCUUGACCAGCAGAAAAGAUCUCUUCUUGGACCGGAAAACCUUCGCCUUGGUCUGCGGUUACAUGUUCAACGACGAAGCAGUGCGGGAUCCCGAGACUGGAAAGUACCAUAAGAUCGAACUGCCACCACCGGCAAUCUUGAAACCCCAACGCUUGUGGACGGGUAAGCAGAUUUGGAACGUCCUCAUGCGACCAUACAAGGAAUCCAAGGUCCUCGUCAACCUCGACGCAGCAUGCAAGCAGUACAAGGGUAACGCUAAAGACAUGAACGAAGACGAUGCUUGGCUUGUCAUUCGUAAUUCCGAAGUCAUGUGCGGUGUCAUGGACAAAGCGACUGUCGGUGAUGGUAAGAAAGACUCUGUCUUCUACGUCAUGAUGCGAGACUUCGGCCCCGACUAUGCCGUGCAGGCUAUGAACCGUUUGGCCAAGCUCUCUGCGCGCUGGCUGACUAAUCGCGGCUUCUCUAUCGGUGUGAGCGACGUUACUCCUGGUACAAAACUUGUUAAGGAAAAGACCGAGUUGAUUGAAACGGCAUACGCGGAGUCUAAGAAGGUUGUCGAGUUGUACCAAACAGGAAAGUUGGAAAGAGCUGCCGGUUGCGACGAGGAGAUGACCAUGGAAAACCAAAUUUCCGGUAUUCUCAACAAAGUCCGUGCCGCAGCUGGUGAAAUUUGUUUUUCGGAGCUCAGCAACUGGAACUCUCCGCUUAUCAUGGCCAAGUGCGGUUCCAAGGGCUCCAACAUUAACGUUGCCCAGAUGGUUGCUUGUGUCGGUCAACAGAUUAUUGGAGGACAACGUGUUCUCGAUGGCUUCCAGGACAGAACUCUUCCCCAUUUCCCCAAGGGCGGUCGUCUUCCCGACGCAAAAGGAUUCGUCGCCAAUUCUUUCUACUCUGGUCUCACGCCUUCGGAGUUCAUCUUCCACGCCAUGUCUGGUCGUGAAGGCCUGGUCGAUACGGCUGUCAAGACGGCCGAAACUGGUUACAUGUCUCGUCGUUUAAUGAAGUCGUUGGAGGAUCUUUCUGCCCAAUACGAUGAUACGGUUAGGAAUUCUGCGUCUCAGAUUGUCCAAUUCCGGUACGGUGACGAUAACCUUGAUCCUGUGGACAUGGAAGGCAAGGCCAAGCCUGUGAACUUUGUCCGGUCGUUUGAUCAUGCCAGGACCACAACAUGGAACAACGACGAACGCACCCUACUGCCGGAUGAGAUUCGAAAAAUCACUCUGAAGCGCCUGGAUACUAGACGCAGCAAAAUCCAGCGUUAUUCUGAGCUUGGUCAACCCCUGGCCUUCAAGGUGGACGACAUCGUUUCUACCGACCAAAAGGAGUCCCAACGAGAUUUCCUUGACGAGGUCCAGAAGUUCAUCUUCGGCAGGGCAGAUUCAUUGGAAAGGCUUUUGAACCGCUUCAUAAAUAUCCAGAACAACGAAAAGGACCAUGGCAGGACCGUUGUCGGUGACGAUGGCUUCCAAAACAUCAUCAACGGUGUCGGAAAAAUCUCUGAACGGUGCUUGAAUACUUUCCUCGACCUUUGUCUCACGAAACACGCGCAGUCUCAUGUCCAGCCUGGCCAUGCCGUCGGUGCCACUGGCGCUCAAUCGAUCGGUGAGCCCGGUACGCAAAUGACGUUGAAGACUUUCCACUUUGCUGGUGUUGCCGGUAUGAGUAUCACGCAGGGUGUACCGCGUAUCAAGGAAAUUAUCAACGCUUCCAAGGUCAUUUCCACGCCCGUCAUAACUUGCGAGCUGGAAAACACGUCGGAUAUCCGAGCGGCACGCAUGGUCAAGGCGCGUGUUGAGAAGACGUACCUCAAAGACAUCAUCGCCUACAUUGAAGACGUUUGGUACGAGAACGGCAGCUAUCUCAACAUGCGUGUCGACUGGGACACUGUCAACAAGCUGGGCCUCGACCUCAGCACGCGCGAUCUCGAGAUCGCCAUCAAAAAGGCGCCGAAGCUUAAGAUCGGCAGCGACGGCGGCAACGUCGAAAUUUUCGGCAACCAUCUGCGCGUAUACAUCCCGGACGUGGACAACGGCGAGGGCGGCAAGCCGCGCAAGACGACGUCGCGGUCCUCCAACAAACUCAAGGCCGACGACGCAUACUUCUCGCGGGUGCAGAUGCUCAAGCGCGCGCUGCCCGAGGUGACGAUCAAGGGCUACCCGGAAGCGACACGUGCAGUCAUCAAAAAGGAAGACACGGGCAGCGAAAAGGUGUCUCUGCUCGUGGAAGGCUACGGCCUUCGCCUCUGCAUGAGCACGCCCGGCGUGAAAGGCACGAGCACGUGCACGAAUAGCGUACUCGAGUGCUUCAGCGUGCUAGGCAUCGAAGCAGCGCGUACAACCAUCAUCACCGAAAUCGCGGCCGUCAUGGGCCAGAUGGACAUUGACCCGCGGCACAUGCAGCUGCUGGCGGACGUGAUGACGUACAAGGGCGACAUUCUGGGCAUCACGCGCUUUGGCUUGGCCAAGAUGCGCGACUCGGUGCUGCAGCUGGCGAGUUUCGAGAAGACGCCGGACCACCUGUUCGAGGCGGGCUUCCGUGGCAAGGGCGAUAGCGUGCAGGGCGUCAGCGAGUGCAUUAUCCUGGGCCAGAGCAUGGGCAUCGGUACCGGUGGGUUUAAGGUGGUGCGGAAGCUGAACUUGCCGGUUAGUGAGGUGGGCAGGAAGGGGGAUUUGUUUGAGGGCGUGUGGGGAUAGUUGUGGUGGGUGGUCCAUGGGCGUGUGGCGCUGGGAUUGGAUGGGACGGGAUGGCAUGGCAUGGCUUGGCUUGGGCUUCGGCCUUGUGGUUUCUACUACUUGUGUUUUGCAUUGCGGCGGAGUUUUUUUCAACUUCAUCAUCAAAAGACGUGUCUUGGCUGGCUGGGUCCUCUUUUCUGUUCUUUGUUUCUGGGCCGUUCGAGCAGAUUAUGCAGGCUGCGUUGUUCUGGGGGUUGUUUUUAUUACUUCGUUUCAAAAGCUCUCUCUCUCUCUAUUUGUAGGUUACAGGGGUAGGUAGAGGUGGGUCGAUAACACCUAUGGUGGUAGUAGUAGUAGUAGUAGUAGUAGUAGUAGUAGUAGUAGUAGUAGUUGUUGUUGUUGUUGUUGUUGUUGUUGUUGUAUGGAUGCGGGAAUGCGUGCAUGCAC
Aplosporella prunicola CBS 121167 is the source of this 4832-nucleotide messenger RNA. RefSeq lists its product as uncharacterized. Gene Ontology annotation, molecular function: DNA binding; DNA-directed RNA polymerase activity. The record is from RefSeq and is a predicted model, not a curated record. Gene Ontology annotation, biological process: DNA-templated transcription. NCBI's taxonomy places the organism in Eukaryota, Fungi, Ascomycota, Dothideomycetes, Botryosphaeriales, Aplosporellaceae. Bases 27 to 4406 code for a protein of 1459 amino acids. The transcript has a single exon.